AGAGACCUGGCAGGCGGGCGGCUCGCGGCGGCGGCGGCGCAGACAUGGCUGCGCUGGUGGAGCCGCUGGGGCUUGAGCGGGACGUGUCCCGGGCGGUGGAGCUCCUCGAGCGGCUCCAGCGCAGCGGGGAGCUGCCCCCGCAGAAGCUGCAGGCCCUCCAGCGAGUCCUGCAGAGCCGCUUCUGCUCUGCCAUCCGGGAGGUGUAUGAGCAGCUCUACGACACGUUGGACAUCACGGGCAGUGCUGAGAUCCGGGCCCACGCCACAGCCAAGGCCACAGUGGCUGCCUUCACAGCCAGCGAGGGCCACGCACAUCCCAGGGUAGUGGAGCUGCCCAAAACAGAUGAGGGCCUGGGCUUCAACAUCAUGGGGGGCAAGGAGCAGAACUCCCCCAUCUACAUUUCCCGUGUCAUCCCUGGAGGUGUGGCUGACCGCCAUGGAGGCCUCAAGCGUGGGGACCAGCUGCUGUCAGUGAAUGGUGUGAGCGUUGAGGGUGAGCAGCACGAGAAGGCAGUGGAGCUGCUGAAGGCAGCCCAGGGCUCGGUGAAGCUGGUGGUGCGUUACACACCUCGCGUGCUGGAGGAGAUGGAGGCCCGCUUCGAGAAGAUGCGCUCUGCCCGCCGGCGCCAGCAGCACCAGAGCUACUCGUCCUUGGAGUCUCGAGGCUGAAACCACAGUGUUUGGACCCUCACCCCGCCCCCUCCCCUGUAUAGUAUUUAUUGUCACCGGCUCCUUGUUUAAAGAUCUUUGACCCUCA
Lontra canadensis (Northern American river otter) is the source of this 756-nucleotide messenger RNA. RefSeq names its product lin-7 homolog B, crumbs cell polarity complex component (gene LIN7B). Lineage: Eukaryota; Metazoa; Chordata; Mammalia; Carnivora; Mustelidae. The record is from RefSeq and is a predicted model, not a curated record. Gene Ontology annotation, molecular function: L27 domain binding. Gene Ontology annotation, cellular component: cell-cell junction; synapse; basolateral plasma membrane. Gene Ontology annotation, biological process: maintenance of epithelial cell apical/basal polarity; protein localization to basolateral plasma membrane; neurotransmitter secretion. The transcript has 6 exons. Bases 45 to 668 code for a protein of 207 amino acids.